Messenger RNA from Adineta ricciae, 519 nucleotides. The record is from the annotation of a GenBank genome assembly. Lineage: Eukaryota; Metazoa; Rotifera; Eurotatoria; Adinetida; Adinetidae.
AUGGCUACAUUUCACACGUUUCAACGAAUUUUCAAUUCAUCAUUUCAAUUCUACGGACUUUCCGAUUGGUUAUUAGAACUUAUGCCGGAUAAUGUUAAUCUUAAUCACUCAAACAACAAACAACCAUCGAACGGUUGGGUGUUUCGACGACAUAAUGCUCGUUCGAAAUUUACUUGUCCCAAUUGUACGGAAUUAAAUUCUCAUUCAUCAAAUCAAUCUCAUAACGGACAACUCAUCGGCCGAAUUCAAAUGAAGAUCUUCGAACAGGGUUGUCAAACAUGUAACAUGUACAGUACCGGCGUUCUCGAAGAAAAAGAGAUUAAAAAGACGUUCUAUCGUUUGUACCUUUGGAUAUUAAAAACAUUUUACAAUGUACGUUUGGUUGAUAAUGAUGAUGAUCAGGACGAACCUAGACGACAAGAACAUAUUCAACAAACGAAAAUCUCCCAUGAUUCCAGUCGAUGUGACGGUUGUCGAUUGGGUUGGUGUAAAGCUCUGUAUACGAAUCGAAACAAAUAA